UAUCCAAAAACACCGAUGCACUGUACGUUAUAAAUAAAAAGUUAUCAUUUCUAGUGUACACGUAUUCAAAUGCACAAACAAUUUAAAUGAUUUUUAACGUGUUGACAUACGGGCGUCAGAUAUGGAAACGAACAACUCAAGAAUGGACGGAGAAAUAGUGUCCGAGAAAUGGAAUAAAGUUGAGGAUUUUGAAGAACGGUAUGCUCUCCAAGAUGCUGCACCGAAAGCAACACUACGACAACAAAUAACUGGGUAUGCAGGGAAGUGUUGUACAAGAGACAAAUUAAAAUCGGCCUUACAUUCUAAUUUUCCUUUCAUAAAUGUCAUAAGGAAAUAUAAGAUUUUACAGGAUCUUCCAAGUGAUAUAAUCGCAGGACUUACAGUCGGAAUCAUGCAAAUUCCACAAGGAAUGGCAUAUGCUUUGCUAGCUUCUCUUCCUCCAAUCUGUGGUCUGUAUACGUCUUUCUUUGGACCGUUAAUAUACUUUUUUACUGGGACUUCAAGACAUGCUUCAAUGGGAACUAUCGCAAUCGUUGGAUUGAUGAUCGCAUCCGUCCUUGACACAAGUCUAGGUAAGGAUAACUCACCUGGUGUCAUGGUCUCUAAUUAUACCAAUGAUUCCAUGCCUAUUCUGGAACAAACUGGAAUGACGGAACACGAGAUCAAGAAGAUCAAAAUGGCGACUGCUCUGUCGUUUGUGUCAGGAUUAGUGAUGGUACUUUUGGGGAAGAUGCGACUUGGAUUGGUAGCCACCUACAUGUCAGAAUAUUUGGUCAGCGGAUUCACAUCCGGUGUAGCAAUCCAUGUAGUAACAAGUCAGAUGAAACAUAUAUUGGGCAUCAAUGUUCAGCGACAUAAUGGUGUAUUUAAAAUAAUCCGAACAUGGAAAGACAUAAUACUUAAUGUUUCGUCCACCAAUGUUGCCGCGUUGUUGACGUCAAUAAUCUCCAUGGUGAUUUUAUACCUUGUUAAAGUACAGAUCAACCAACGAUUCAAGAGUAAAUUAAAGAUACCUAUUCCUAUAGAGAUUAUUGUAGUUGCCAUAGCUACAGUUAUAUCACACUUCGCAAAGUUCAGAGAAAAUUUUGACGUAAAUGUAUUAAAAGACAUUCCUGCGGGUAUACCCAAACCUGAUAUUCCUGAUCCAACACUUUUAGAUGGACACGUGAAGGAUGCCAUUAUUAUUGGAAUUGUAGCAUUCUCUCAGUCUGUAUCCAUGGCGAAGAUACUAGCAAAGAAAAAUAACUACAGAAUUAAUCCGAGUCAGGAAAUGGUAGCCUAUGGAGCAGGAAGUGUUUUAUGCUCACUGUUUUCUGGCUAUAUAACUGCAGCUUCGGUAGCUCGAAGUAUGGUUCAAGAUGGCGCUGGUGGGCGAACCCAGGUAGCGUCCUUGUUUGGUUGUCUGGUAGUUCUAGUUGUUAUAGUAGCAGUUGGACCAUUAUUUUACUCAUUACCCAAGUGUGUGCUUUCAUCUGUGAUAUUUGUGAACCUGAGAGGAAUGUUCUUACAAUUUUUGGAAGUACCAAAAACAUUUAGAAGAUCAAAGUAUGACUUUUCUAUAUGGCUUGUGACAUUUCUGUGUACUGUAAUCCUGGAUGCUGACCUUGGAAUAGCUAUUGGUAUCCUGUAUUCACUCUUUACAGUUGCUCUGCGAACUCAAAUACCAUUAUACAGUAGAUUGGCAUAUGUUGGAAGGACGAAUAUAAUGAGGCCAUACAAGGAUUUUUCACCGCAAACAGAACCAAGUGGCUUCCGAGUGAUACAGUACCAAUCUCCAAUUUAUUUUGCAAAUAGUGACAUGUUUGUUAAAGCUGUAGCUAAAGCAUCAGGUGUCGAUCCUGAAAAACUAAGAAAAAUGAAGAAGAAACUUGAUAAACAGAAAAAAGAAUCUGCAGAAAAUGAAGAACAGUUAACAAAUGUUAAUUCAGAUGAAAAGGAAAAAGUCAUACUAAAUGUUGACACGAGUGCAUUAACUGAUGUCACAACUAUUGUUCUUGACUGCUCCACUAUAAAUUUUGUUGACUUGGUCGGAGUAAAAGCACUACGUCGCCUGUUUAAUGAAUAUGAAAAGGUGAACAUUCGUGUUUUCUUGGCUGCACCUAACAAAAAAGUAUUAUCCAUAUUAAAGGCAGCAGAAUUCUUUGAAGAAUAUAAGGACAGUAUAUACAUAGAUGUCUCAAGUGCUUUAGGCAAUCACCCUAAUGCUGAGGUGUAAGAAUGCAUACAUCACUGAUCGCAUAGAUCUUCAUAAUCUAAUAUUUAGAAAUCAAAAUUGUAGAAACAUAUAUCACAAUAAAUGUAGCAGAAUUUGA
Messenger RNA from Mytilus californianus (California mussel), 2312 nucleotides. Its product is annotated as sulfate transporter-like. Lineage: Eukaryota; Metazoa; Mollusca; Bivalvia; Mytilida; Mytilidae. Gene Ontology annotation, molecular function: chloride transmembrane transporter activity; secondary active sulfate transmembrane transporter activity; oxalate transmembrane transporter activity. Gene Ontology annotation, biological process: transmembrane transport. The record is from RefSeq and is a predicted model, not a curated record. The transcript has 15 exons. The coding region runs from base 122 to 2215 and encodes 697 amino acids. Gene Ontology annotation, cellular component: membrane.